Orycteropus afer afer is the source of this 2169-nucleotide messenger RNA. It is a transcript of the gene PRMT7, whose product is annotated as protein arginine methyltransferase 7. Gene Ontology annotation, molecular function: protein-arginine N-methyltransferase activity. Lineage: Eukaryota; Metazoa; Chordata; Mammalia; Tubulidentata; Orycteropodidae. Gene Ontology annotation, biological process: peptidyl-arginine methylation. The record is from RefSeq and is a predicted model, not a curated record.
ACAACCACACCUGUCCACAGAAGUGAGCUGUCCAGGCUGCUCCUCUGUGAACCUGAGGAGCCAAGUGGCACCAUGAAGGUCUUCUGUGGCCGGGCCAACCCAACCACGGGGUCUGUGGAGUGGCUGGAGGAGGACGAACACUAUGACUACCACCAGGAGAUUGCGAGGUCAUCCUAUGCAGAUAUGCUGCAUGACAAGGACAGAAAUAUAAAGUAUUACCAGGGUAUCCGUGCUGCCGUGAGCAGGGUGAAGGACAGAGGACAGAAGGCCUUGGUUCUCGACAUUGGCACUGGCACGGGACUCCUGUCAAUGAUGGCGGUCACGGCAGGCGCUGAUUUUUGCUAUGCCAUUGAGGUUUUCAAGCCUAUGGCUGAUGCUGCUGUGAAGAUAGUGGAGAAAAAUGGCUUCAGUGAUAAGAUUAAGAUUAUCAACAAGCAUUCCACUGAGGUAACCGUAGGGCCAGAUGGUGACAUGCCAUGCCGUGCCAACAUCCUGGUCACAGAGCUGUUUGACACGGAGCUGAUCGGGGAGGGAGCGCUGCCUUCCUAUGAGCACGCACACAGGCAUCUUGUGCAGGACAACUGUGAGGCUGUGCCACACAGAGCAACCAUCUAUGCCCAGCUGGUGGAGUCCAGAAGGAUGUGGUCAUGGAACAAGCUGUUCCCCAUCCGUGUUCAGACUGGCCUCAGGGAGCAGGUCAUCAUCUCUCCGCCAGAGCUGGAGAAGUGCCCUGGCGCACCCUCCGUCUACGACAUUCAGCUGAACCAGGUGUCACCUACGGACUUCACGGUCCUCAGCGACGUGCUCCCUAUGUUUAGUGUGGACUUCAGCAAGCAAGUUAGUAGCUCAGCAGCCUGCCACAGCAAGCACUUUGAACCCCUGGCAUCUGGCCGAGCCCAGGUGGUUCUGUCCUGGUGGGACAUUGAAAUGGACCCUGAGGGGAAGAUCAAGUGCACCAUGGCUCCCUUUUGGGCACAUUCAGACCCAGAGGGGCUCCAGUGGCGGGACCACUGGAUGCAGUGUGUGUACUUCCUGUCACGAGAGGAGCCAGUGGUACAGGGCUCCCCGCUCUACUUGGUGGCCCACCAUGAUGACUACUGCAUGUGGUACAGCCUGCGGAGGAUCAGCCCAGAAAAGGACGGGGCUGUCCUCCAUCAAGCACGCCCCAUCUGUGACUGCCAGGCCCAUCUGCUCUGGAACCGGCCUCGGUUUGGGGAGAUCAACGAUCAAGACAGAACAGAUCAGUAUGUCCAGGCCCUGGGGACGGUGCUGAAGCCAGACAGCGUCUGUCUCUGUGUCAGCGAUGGCAGCCUGCUCCCCGUGCUGGCCUGGCACCUGGGGGCAGAGCAGGUAUUUACAGUAGAGAGUUCAGCAGCUUCUCACAGACUGAUGAAAAAAAUCUUUAAAGCUAACCACUUGGAAGAGAAAAUUACUAUAAUAGAGAGACGCCCUGAAUCAUUGACUCCUGAGGACCUGGAGGGCAGGAAGGUCUCCCUUCUCCUGGGUGAGCCAUUCUUCACCACCAGCCUGCUGCCGUGGCACAACUUGUACUUCUGGUAUGUCCGGACUGCCGUGGAGCAGCACCUGGCACCCGGCGCAAUGGUGAUGCCUCAGGCCGCUUCACUGCACGCCGUGGUUGUGGAGUUCAGGGACCUGUGGCGCAUCCGGAGCCCCUGUGGCGACUGCGAAGGGUUUGAUGUGCACAUCAUGGGUGACAUGAUCAAGCGGGCCCUGGACUUCAGGGAGAGCCGUGAGGCCGAGCCCCACCCUCUCUGGGAGUAUCCUUGCCGCAGCCUCUCUGAGCCCCAGCGGAUCCUGACCUUUGACUUUCGGCAGCCAGUGCCCCAGCAGCCCGUCCGUGCUGAGGGCUCCAUUGAGCUGAGGAGGCCUGGCAGGAGCCACGGGGCCGUGCUGUGGAUGGACUACCACCUGACCCCAGACAGCACAGUCAGCACCGGCCUCCUGAGGCCUGCAGGAGACAAGGGGGACUGUUGCUGGAACCCCCACUGCAAGCAGGCUGUAUACUUCUUCAGUAGUACCCUGAACCCCAGAGUGCCGCUGGGUGGCGUGCAGACGGUCACCUUCGCUGUGGAGUUUAAUCCCCACGUGGGAGACAUCACCAUGGAUUUCAGACUCUCAGAUGAUCUCGGCAGUGUGCACGACCCUUAA